UUGUGCAACGAUUGAUCCGUCGCAAGCGUUCCCUCACAGCUGUGUGACGUUGCAGGUUCCUUCUAUCGUCAUCACAAAUUGUUUCACUGUUUUCGUUUCCUUCGUCAAACUCGUACGGACGAGUAUUCCGCUGAAUCAAUACCUCGUUGGUUUCAGAGACAGCCACCUUCGGAUCUGAGACGAGCGAGACCAGAACGUUUCGCUUCCUUUGAUUUUGUCUUCCGCUUCGUACUUUCCUAUUCUCAGCUUCCACAUUUUCUUCUUCUUCGCAUUCUUUUUGUUGGGAGUUUCGUUCCUCUGCGUCUGACCAGUGAUUCGCUACAAUGAGGAAGAAGCUCGACACCCGUUUCCCCGCUGCUCGGAUAAAGAAGAUAAUGCAAGCAGAUGAGGAUGUCGGAAAGAUAGCAUUGGCAGUUCCUGUUUUAGUAUCUAAAGCUCUGGAGUUAUUCUUGCAAGAUCUCUGUGACCGCACUUAUGAAAUAACUCUUCAGAGAGGAGCAAAAACCAUGAAUGCAUUGCAUUUGAAACAUUGUGUACAAAGCUAUAACGUCUUCGACUUUCUGAGAGACAUUGUCAGCAGGGUUCCUGACUAUGGGCAUGGACAUGGCCAUUCCGAGGCCGGAGCCGAUGACCGUGCCCUUUCAAAGAGAAGGAAAGCUGCUGGUGUUGAGGGCAAUGAGAGUGAUGAAGAGGCCAAGAGGAGUAAGAUGCGCGAGUUGGGCCACGCCGGCACUCCUGGUAGAGGAAGAGGCCGAGGAAGAGGAAGAGGCCGUGGCCGAGGGGCUCGACCGGUUGAAAGAGACAUCAGUGAUCAGCAGGUUGAAUCUGAGCCUUGCUCCUCUAUUCAACAAAUUAGCAAUGAUAUUCCUAACACAAGUCUGCCAAUAGAUAAUGGUGUGCAAUCCAAGGAGGAUUCAAAGGAGACUUCUGCAGUUCAUGAGGAAAGUGCUCAAUCUUUCCGUAACAUUGAUCUGAAUGCUAACAUAAACGAAAAUGAAGACAAAAAUGCUGGUGCAGCUGUUGAAGCUUCAUUGCCUGAGCCUUCUGACAUGGACAUUAAACAUGAAGUUCCAGGUUGGUCCCUAUCCGAUGUCGACAAGAUGGCCAUUGACACUAUGCAAUUGGCAACCCUUGGAAGUAGACUAGAAGAGGAUGAUGAAGAUUAUGAUGAGGAAGGGUGAAUAACAUGCACCAUUUGAAGAAUAACCACUUACUACUACAACUAUGAUCACUAUCUUCUAGUAAUCACUGUAUGUGUCCCAUGCUAAUGUGAUGAUGACCCCUUUAUGAUGAUCCUUCUCUUUUUCUGUUCUGGUAUGUAUCUGAUCUCGUGUAGCAGAUGUAGAUUUUUUUUUUCUUAAUUGUAAUGCUAGCAUCAUCAUGCACUUUUAGGAUUUAAAUGAAUGUUCUUAGUUGACAACCACAGUGCUAGUUCAGGAUCAAACACUUGGUAUAUCUGAGUUAGUAGUUGAUUUCUUUAUGUUGGAUUGUUCAAGAUAUUUGUUAACUGAUAGAAUAGUUUUCUAGUUUUUGUUCUUCAAUUGGAGAGAAGUAUCUCAAUGGAUGUCAACUACAUCAAAAAGCAAUGAAAGAGUCAUAAUUAUCAAAUUGCUGGAGAAUAUUAAUUUUACUUUGGGUA
Messenger RNA from Vigna unguiculata (cowpea), 1639 nucleotides. RefSeq lists its product as uncharacterized. Lineage: Eukaryota; Viridiplantae; Streptophyta; Magnoliopsida; Fabales; Fabaceae. The record is from RefSeq and is a predicted model, not a curated record. Gene Ontology annotation, cellular component: nucleus. Gene Ontology annotation, molecular function: core promoter sequence-specific DNA binding; RNA polymerase II general transcription initiation factor activity; protein heterodimerization activity.